Molecule: messenger RNA, 1946 nt
Organism: Daphnia pulicaria
Lineage: Eukaryota; Metazoa; Arthropoda; Branchiopoda; Diplostraca; Daphniidae
Product: probable E3 ubiquitin-protein ligase RNF144A
Exons: 10
Coding region: 381-1619 (412 amino acids)
Biological process (GO): ubiquitin-dependent protein catabolic process; protein polyubiquitination; positive regulation of proteasomal ubiquitin-dependent protein catabolic process
Cellular component (GO): cytoplasm; ubiquitin ligase complex
Molecular function (GO): zinc ion binding; ubiquitin protein ligase activity; ubiquitin conjugating enzyme binding
Source: RefSeq, a predicted model, not a curated record
GUCAGCACUACCCACUAGCAGUUCAGUUGGAAAACGAAAUCUUACUUAGUCAGAGGUGGUUACCAGUCGCAGUACCGAAUGUAGUUAGAGGGGAAAGUUAAAUUUUUUUGACACACGCGUCCUAAUGACGAGCAUUUCUAUGUGCACAUACCCAUUUUUUCUGUUUCCUCAGAAUUGACAGAUUCUGAGCCAUUUUAUCUCCCCAAGGACGACUUGCUGAUUCGUUAAACAUCCCCCAAUCACGCGAUUGUUUUCUCGUGUUUGUGAAUCCUGUGAAACCACGCGAGGAAAAUUACUGCGUUCUAUUUGACCUUGGCUUUUAUAUAAAACCAAAUAGAAGAGACUGUAGGAGUGCCCAGAACUAUCAAGAAGUAACCUGCAUGAGUAACAAAAUGCCAGGGCUUAACAAAAUCAUUGGACAUCACCAGUCCUUAAAUUCCAGUAAAACUGAGAAAUCAGAAAAAUGGCAUUGGCCAGGAUGGUUAAAAAAAAGGAAGCCAGCUCGAAGUUCAAACCAGUUAGUACCAAAUGUAAGCAAUGUUGUGCCUCGUGAGUAUGAAGAAGGCAUGCCUAGUCAUUCACAAGGAGGCUUAGUCAUCAAUCAACAAAGUCAGGAUCAGAUGGAGACUAUGGAAGAUAUCCUUCAAGACGAUCUGGUUUGUCUUCUUUGUCUGCAGGUCCCUAAUGAGUGGUUUACCUUAGAAUCCUGUGGUUGUAGAUUUUGUCAGCAGUGCAUGGAGAUGUAUGCUCACUGCAGUAUUAGGAGUGGAAAUGUCCCUAUAAGUUGCCCAGAUGCCCACUGUUCUCUAAACGAACAAGGAAAAUAUAAACAAGGAGGGUCCAGUCAACUCACUCGCAAUGAAGUGAGACAAUUGGUACCCAGUGAUGUGUUUCCCCUUUACUUGAGGCUGCAACUCAACACAGAGGUUGCAGUCGAUCCCAGAUUGAUGUGGUGCCCACGCCCCGGUUGUGAAACUGUAUGUACUUUAACAGAAGAAGUUUCUCAUAAAAAGACGAAGAGAAAGUUUUUCGGCUUGUUACCUAUCUCCCGCAAUCAACGCAAUCAAGCGGUGGUGUGCUCCUCCUGUCAAUUUUCUUUCUGCUCGCAAUGCAAAACUCCUUGGCACAUUGACUCACCUUGUCCGUCCCUAAGCCGAUUACUCUCAGAUCCGAACAAAAACGUGCACGAUCCGGACGACCCGAUCGUAUUGCUUGAACGUGAUGGCCACAUUAAGCGAUGCCCAUUUUGCCAGGUUCCCAUCGAAAGAGACGAUGGUUGCGCUCAGAUGAUGUGCAAAAAUUGCCGACACGUUUUCUGCUGGUUCUGCUUAGCUUCUCUCGACGACGAUUUUAUGUUGCGACACUAUGACUCAGGUCCGUGUCGGAGUCGUUUGGGCCAUUCCAGAAUUUCAGUCGUUUGGCAUAGAACACAGGUGGUAUCCGCGUUUUUGGGCCUCGGUGUAUUGUUUCUCGUGACAUCGCCGUUACUUUUGCUAGCUUCACCGUGUUUCUUCUGUUGGCGCCACCAUGCCCAACAGAAAGAGUCUUCAAUCGUGCGCAGUAAUGUAGAUUCAACCACUGCCAACUUUGUUCCCUCAUCAAGUCAAGAGCAUCUUUGACGAUUCCUUAAUAUUUGCCACGAGGAUGAUGAAAUGAUUUUGACUAUGCUGUCACCAGUUAAAUUUUGUUUUCAUUUUCGUUCAACAAUUAAUCUCCUUGACUUUUCGUCCGUAAGUGCAGAACUAUUGUGUCGAUAUAGUAAGGUUUUGAACAGUGAUACGUAUCUUUUUGACGUGCUCAAUUCCUAGCGUGAUUUGUAUCGGAUUUGUAUCCAUACCUUACUUCUCAUAAUAUUUUCGUGCAAAACAUUUUUGCUUCAUCAUUGCCAAUAUGUAUAUGACGCUGUGCAAAAUUAAUCAAGUUAUAAAUAAACGUUAAACAGGUUA